AAAUAAAAAGAAAAAGAAAAAAAAAUCCUUCGAAAUUAUAGGAAAAAUGUUAGAGACGCCUAGACUCACCGAAUGAGCUUGUUCUUCUUCUUCUUCUCAUUCUCAGUACUCAAAAUUUUCAUCGCUUUGCGUUGAUUAAGCUUUAUUCUCUCAACUUUCGAUUUCGAUCAUUUUUUUCGAUUUUCGAAUAUCUUCUUCAAAAUCAUCAUCAUCGAAAUUCAAUGGGUUGUACGGUGAGAGAAAAACACAUCAGAGCUAAUCGCCGACCACGAUCGACGGCGGCGAAACCUGAUUCCGAUUCUUCCGAUAACAAAGAUGCAAUUUCCAAAUCCAUUGCUGAGUCUGGUCUCAAACCCUUCAAAUACGAUAUUUCUUCUUCUAACGGUCUUAUUCCUCUUCCUAAUCCAAACCCUAAUUCGGACGAAUCUGGUUGGGGUUAUUGUACUGAGGAACAAUUGGAAGAGAUUCUUUUGAAAAAUUUGGAAUUUGUUUAUAAUGAAGCUGUUUCAAAGAUUGUUGCUUUAGGUUAUGAGGAAGAUGCUGCUUUGAAAGCUAUUUUGAGGAAUGGUCAUUGUUAUGGUGGAAUGGAUGUUUUGACGAAUAUUUUGCAUAACUCUUUAGCGUAUUUGAAUAGUAAUGGUAGUGUUGUUUCUAUUGGUGCUGGUUUUGGUGGUGGUGGUGGUGGUGAUGGUAAUAAUGGGAAUUCUGAUGAGGCUGAGCUUGUUUUCUCUGAUUUGAGGCAGUUAGAGGAAUACUCUUUGGCUGGUAUGGUUUGUUUGUUGCAACAGGUUAGACCUAAUUUGAGUAAAGGUGAUGCAAUGUGGUGUUUGCUUAUGAGUGAUCUUCAUGUGGGGAAAGCUAGUACUAUGGAGAUUCCUGUGCCCGGGAGUGGGGGUGCUACUCGUACGCCUGCUAUGGUUGAGUCUGGUCAGUCAGGUCGCAGUUCCGUUGGUGUUAGGGCUCCUCCCUUGUGUAGGUUUCAUGGAGGGUGGGGAUUUGGAAAUGGGGAUUAUCCUGUGAAUGGGAUAUUUUCGUGUGGUCCGGAUUUGCAAAGAGAGAUUGAAUUCCCGAAAAGGUUUGAUCUUUCGCCUACAAUGAAGGUCUUGUUGAAGAGAAAUGUUACAAUGUUUGCUGCUGGUUUUAGGGCAAACACCAAACAGCUGCAGACACAAGGGAAGGUGAAGGCUAACCUUCCUGGUGGCCGCAGUCCUGUGUCUGGUUUGGAUUCCCCGGUUGUUUCUUCAGGGGCUGAAGCCACGGUUGAUCAGUGUGGACAUUCUCGGUUUCCUGAUAACCAAGAUGCUGUGAACUCGGUGCUGAGUAAAUUUCGUGACUUGAAUCUUGAUGAGAAUUUGGAGUUUGUGGCUGAGGAUCAGAAAGAUGAGGUGAUAGUAAGUAUAUUUCAUCAGAUAAAGGAUUUGGAGAAACAGGCCAAGGAGCGAAAAGAAUGGGCUCAUCAGAAAGCAAUGCAAGCGGCAAAGAAGCUAAGCAGUGAUUUGACUGAGCUGAAAACGUUGCGGAUGGAUAGAGAGGAAACUCAGAAAUUAAAGAAAGGGAAACAAGCACUUGAGGACACAACCAUGAAGAGACUCUCAGAAAUGGAGAAUGCUUUGAGAAAGGCUAGCGGUCAAGUGGACCGUGCAAAUGGAGCUGUGAGAAGAUUAGAGACUGAGAAUGCGGAAAUCAGAGCAGAGAUGGAGGCUUCCAAAUUAAGUGCAUCAGAGUCAGUGACAGCUUGCUUAGAAGUUGCGAAAAGGGAGAAAAAAUGGUUAAAGAAACUUCUAGCUUGGGAAAAACAGAAAGCUAAGCUGCAAAAAGAGAUUUCCAAUGAGAAAGAGAAGAUAUUGGAGGCACAAGAAGUGUUGGCUCAGAAUACACAACGUCAAAAAGAAGCUGAGGUUAAAUGGAAGGAGGAGUUGAAGGCUCAAGAAGAUGCCUUGGCACUAGUUGAGGAGGAGCGCCGUGCCAAGGAAGCAGCUGAAUCAAACAAUAAGAGGGGGUUUGAGGCUUUGCGUCUGAAGAUAGACAUAGAUUUCCAGCGCCACAAGGAUGACCUAAGUAGACUUGAGCAUGAUCUUUCGCGCCUUAAAGCGUCUGUUCAAUCUGCUGUGCUGCACCAUCAAUCAAAUACUACACCUAUAAGUGACUUUGAGGGUACAAAGCCCCAAAGAGAGACAAUCGCUAAGCUGCUUCUGGAAUUGGAUAACCUGGAGGAUUUAUCAGAAAAUGAAGUUAGUAACAACAGAGAAUGCAUUAUAUGCAUGAAAGAUGAAGUCUCCAUUGUUUUCUUGCCAUGUGCUCACCAAGUCAUGUGUGCUAAAUGCAGUGAUGAGUAUGGGAAAAAGGGCAAGGUUGCUUGUCCUCGCUGCCGAGUUCAAAUACAACAGAGAAUCCGUGUAUUUGGGGCUUGUUCUUAGCUUAUUUUAAAGAUAUUUCAAUAUGACUUGAGUAGGGUAGAUAUACCCUACGAGUUUUGCAUAAAUUUGCACUUAAGGAUUGGGACAAUUUGUCUCUCUGUUCUCCACAUCUUAUUGGAGUUCUUGUUCAUAGGCAAGAAUUGUUACUAUUAAUACUUACAUCAAAAAUAAAAACCAGGACCUUGCAUUAGCUUGUCUCGUGGAAUGUAUGACAACUUGGUUGCUUGCAGUUGCUUUAUUUGAAAAUAGGAAAUGGGCAACAGUGUCAUUUUAUUUUGAAAGGUGACCUGUGCCGUUUCCAUGGCAAUUUUGAUCCAUUUUA
Messenger RNA from Trifolium pratense (red clover), 2739 nucleotides. RefSeq names its product aluminum-activated malate transporter 12-like. Gene Ontology annotation, cellular component: plant-type vacuole membrane. The transcript has 2 exons. Gene Ontology annotation, biological process: malate transport. The record is from RefSeq and is a predicted model, not a curated record. NCBI's taxonomy places the organism in Eukaryota, Viridiplantae, Streptophyta, Magnoliopsida, Fabales, Fabaceae. The coding region runs from base 222 to 2417 and encodes 731 amino acids.